Molecule: messenger RNA, 1860 nt
Organism: Serendipita indica DSM 11827
Lineage: Eukaryota; Fungi; Basidiomycota; Agaricomycetes; Sebacinales; Serendipitaceae
Source: the annotation of a GenBank genome assembly
AUGCCUCUCUCCCAACUAGAACUCGAAGAGGAGAGUCUCCUCGGAGAACACGCAGAGGGCGGCUACAAGCGCCGCUCCCAACCGCCAGCUCCCAGAUGGAGGAAUAUGCUCACAUUUGUGCUGACGGCCAUGGUCUCUGGCCUCAUUUUCUACCUCAUCAUCUUUUCCUUCAUCCUCUCUCGCCCUGGAUUGCGAGAGAAGAGCAAAGAAUAUCUGUUUGGAACUUCAAAGGGCAACGACGCCGCCAACGCAACAGAAGCGCUCGCAAAUGGACCCGUCGACGCAGACUUUUGGAAUCACUACAUUCCGAAACCAGGUCCAGACCACAAGACGGAAGAUGGUCUCUUCGACAUGUCUGCAGACGAGCUUAGAGCCAUGCUUGCCAGCACCAAUGGCUACUUUGCCCGCGACUGGAGCGUCUGGCUCGGGUGGAACAAUAUGCGGUAUAUCCUCGAGGGCGCGCUCAUGCAGGCCCAGCUACUCAAUAGGACCCUUAUUAUCCCGUCCUUUGUCUAUGCACGCGCAUGCGAGUUCCCCAACGAUGUGUGUGCAAAGUAUGCAAAAAUGGUCAACAAGAACGACGCAUUCUACUCGACCGAAUGGUCAUCCUGGCCGAUUGAAAAGCAAAUGUCGUUUGUGAUCCCCAUGGAAAUGAUGAUUGACGUCCCGCAUCUACGCAAGACGCACAAGUUUAUGAUGCUUAGCGAAUAUUUCCAUCUCCAGGGUCUCAACGCAAGCCACGAGACGACCAAUGGACAAUGGGAUCGCGAUUACUACACUUCUGGUUCUAACAAACCGUCCAUGUUUAUCGUUCCGAACCACAUCUACGACCCCGAGAAUAUCGGGCGAGUGGACACAUUUGACUUUCCCAACGCGCCCACUGGUCAAAACCUCACUGGUUUGGCUGUCGAAUACGACAGGCGUCUCUCGGAAAAGGCGGAAGGAAAGAAGACGGGCAUUAUUAGCUGGAAAGACGCUAGGGAUGCCAUUUCGUCUAUCGGCGUUUUGCAAGACGAUGCUGGUCUGGAAGCUGCACUGCGUUCGGCAAAUUGGCUCACGAUGCAUACAUUCGAGGGCGACAUGGGUAUGGACUUUACCAAGACGGUCAUCAAGCCCAUUCGUCAGGUGAUGCGCAUGUCCGACGCCCGUGCGUGGGUCGAAGACUACAAGAGCGUGACCCAGGACAUUCUCUGGCUCCAAGGCGAGGUCCACCUCGGUCGCAAAGCUGGAUUGAUGCGCUUUACGACGGAGGAGGCGCGGGAUGCGUUUGCGCGUAUUGUCCUUCACGACAUUUUGCCUCCAAAGCGCGUGCGCGACCUUGCGGCUACGGUCGACAAGCGGUUGAAUAAUAUCAACAAGGGUCGUGCAUGGAUGGCGUCGCAUAUGCGUCGUGGUGAUUUCGUUACCGCUGGUUGGACGAUGGAAUCGACCAUUGAGAAGCAUUAUGAGCGUAUCCAGAAGCGACUUGCUCUUGGACGCAAGAUUCUCGAAGAGCUUACGCCAGCGAAAUGGGAAACGUAUAACAUUCCAGACGUGACUGUGAACCAAGAACUCUCGCAUCGUCCACCACCAAAGGAGGGAGACUUUAUCUACCUCGCGACGGAUGAGCGAAGCCCCGAUGGUCUGAGGUACCUACAAGAGCAUGGUGCACUCCUCUUCGACAAUGUUGUCACUGCACAAGAUCGUCGCGACUUUGGUUGGGGUCUCCUCUUUACUGACAUUAUCGCCUUGGUCGAGCAGCAGAUCAUUGGCCACGGCUCGAGUUACUUCUACGCCCAUGCGAUGAGCUCCGUCGCCGGCGGCAUGGUCAACAUCCGUGCAGCCAAUGGCGUGGACAGACGGUCAAAUAUGAUUGACUAG